AUGCAUUCUCAGAUUGUCUCGUGCAUGGCUCUUUCUUUACUAGCCACCAUCGCAAGUGCGCGGUUCGAGGACCCAGAGCACCCAUACAUAGCCCCAGCCUCAACCGACCGUCGCUCGCCAUGCCCAGCCCUCAACAUCCUUGCCAAUCACGGCUACAUCAACCGCGACGGUGCCUUCAUCUCAAGUGAAAGCGCCACGGUAGCUCAGAUGCAAGCCUUCAACUUCUCCCGCGCCGUGUCAGCGGGCCCCGUUCCCGCGGCGCUGAAGUACUCCACCACGGGUGUGAACGGGUCUUUCCACCUCGACGACCUGGCGCAGAAGCCACUAGAUCACGACGGAAGCUUGAGUCGUGGAGACCUCGCGCUGGGUGAUAACCUGCGCUUCAACAGGACGAUUUGGAAUUCCUUUGUGGCUAGAUUGCCUGACGAAUUCGUUACCUGGAAGCAAGCUGCCGAAGCUGGUGCUGCAAGACUCGAGGAUGCGAGGAAGGAGAACCCUGAUUUUGUGCUUGAUGCUGCAGGGGUCGCGGCUACGGUGGAGCAGAUGAGUGGUCUCCUUGCUGCCCUUGGAGGAAGUGUUGAGGACGGAAAGGCGAGGAGGGAUUGGAUCAAUGCGAGUUUCGUGGAGGAGAGAUUGCCUUGGGCGCUUGGUUGGAAGACGAGUGAGACGGUGCUUGAGGGAGCUGCAUUUGGACCCAUGGCCAAGGCUCUGAGGGAGUAUGCGCCGGGCGGUGUUUGA
Colletotrichum fioriniae is the source of this 738-nucleotide messenger RNA. RefSeq lists its product as uncharacterized. Lineage: Eukaryota; Fungi; Ascomycota; Sordariomycetes; Glomerellales; Glomerellaceae. The record is from RefSeq and is a predicted model, not a curated record. Gene Ontology annotation, molecular function: peroxidase activity.